UAUUGAGAAAUUAAUUGAAGUCACCUCCUACAUAAACACACGCACAUCUACGUUAUUUAUCCAGUAUAAAGCAUUUGCGUUCGACUUUAUUUGAGUAAACUACAAACAAUGGCAUCCAUGAUAACCUUCAGUAAUCCCAACCACUGUCUACAAGUAUUCUCGAUGUUUUCGGAAAUGAGAGAUCUAGACGAGUUUUGUGAUGUUAAAAUCGAGACGAGUAUUGAUGAGAUUUCAGCGCAUAAAAUCGUUCUCUCCGCUUGCAGUCCAUAUUUCAGAGACGUGCUUCAACAUAUUGAUACCGAGGAAGAAAACUGCGUCGUUCCAGACGAAUACAAUUCACAGAUCGUGGAGGCGAUCGUCAACUAUUUUUAUGUCGGACGUCUCGAAUUUGAUUCCAAUUUACUACCAGAUAUGCUUGCGUGUGCCCAUUUCUUUCAGACGCAAGAAAUUCUAGAAAGACUUCAGCAUCAUGUCGUUCGACAACUGACAGUUGAAAAUUGUCUGGAGUAUUUUUCCAAAACAGUUGAAUAUGGAAUGAAUGACUUACGAACGAAAAUAGUUCGCUACAUUAACUGGCAUUUUAUUGAUGUUGCAUCACAGAAAGAAUGGCUGGAGUUAUCAAGUUCAACAGUCAACACUAUAAUAUCAAGCAAUGUGUUGAACAUCGAAAGGAAGAAGAUCUUUACGAAGCCAUUUGGGCAUGGUAUAACCAUGAUAAAAAUACGUCAACCCGAUUGUGAGAAAUUAUUUAGAAAUGUGCGAUUCUUUAAUCUUCAACCAAUAUUUAUCAAAAAUCGCGCUGUUCCAGAACUUUCCAAAGGUAUCGAAGUUUGCAAAGAUGAAAUAAAGCAAGCAAUUAUUUAUCAAAGUUCAAAUAAGAAAACACGACAAUUGCUUGACACAAUGUUGAAUCAUAGAUACCCAAGCAAGAUCAUUUACAUGUUCAACAACACAGCAGGUAAAGCAGAAAAGUAUGAUCCAAUUGCAGAGGAAUGGGUAGAAGAAAUGCGGUUCAUAAAUGAACGAGAAGUGUCGACAAAUGAAGAUAAAAAAGUAGCAAUCGUUGUGAACAACGAACUUUAUCUUGUGUCUUCAUUAAAAAUGGAAAAAUUCAACAUUUUUGAUUUGUCAUGGGAGAAUGUUGGCAAAGGCGUUGAUAUAAAAGAGUCCGCGAUUUGUGCUGAUCAGGAUUCAAUUUUCAUCGUCGGUGGCAGAGAGCAGGCAACGUCAGUAAAAUCUUUCAAUACACUAUCAUUGACAUGGACUCAACUACCCGACAUGCCUGAGGGUAGAAGAUUGGCAGGUGCUGUAGCUAUAGGCGAUCGUCUUUACGUUGUCGGCGGUUUUAUUGGCAACCAACCACUUGCAACAUGUCUUCGUUUUUCUGCACGUUCAAAAAAGUGGAAAUUCAUUGUCAAAAUGAACAAAACAAGAUUUGGUCUUUCUACGUUGGUUAUUGGAAACAAAAUUUUUGCAAUCGGAGGGCGCAAUCACUCGAGCUCGUUUAAAAACAUCGAAACGUUUGAUCUCGACAACGAUAAAGAAGAAUGGAUGAUGUUCGAGCAUGAUAUGAUGAAGACAAGAAAUGAGUUUGGAGCUGUGUUUAUCAACGAUCAACUAUGGUGUAUUGGUGGACGCGGUGAAAAUACCAUGGAACGUUUUGACUUUACCAAAAAUUCUUGGGAAUUUAUUGGUAAGCUUGGAAAUGUUCGAUGUGGGAUGUCUUGUAUUGUCUACACGUUGUUUUAAAUGAUGAAUAAUGACAAAAAAAACACAAACACAUUAAGUAUGUAGUUGAUCAAUUGAGUGUUAACUACUAGCGUACAUGUUUUUUGAAUUCACGAUAACUUAAUGCUUUCGUCGACUUAAACUUAACUUUUUAAAAAUACACCAAACCACUUUUAAACACAACAGUCGGUCGAUCACCUGUCUAUGUGUACAUAAAAACACAGAUGUAUCAAUCGAUGACAACGCAUGAUCCUGUAAAUGCAUGCAAUGUUUUGUAAUAUUAAAUAGACCGUGGAAAACAUGAGGAAGAUGUGACACAUGACAUCUUCAACAAGUUUGGAACAUUGAAUGUAGAAAUACGCGAUCAAAGAAAGAUUAACUACAUUUUCAAUGUAAGUUUUGAAAGUUCUAAUCAAAAUUUGUGCAGAUGGCAAUUAAAUGGAAUUAUUGAAAUGACGUCCAAACAAAAUAUUGGCAAGAUUGCUUAUACACCUGUUCAAAUAAUUGAAUGUACAAAAAAAUUAAAACACGACCAAAUCACUCUAA
Messenger RNA from Xenia sp. Carnegie-2017, 2274 nucleotides. RefSeq names its product kelch-like protein 2. The transcript is spliced from 7 exons. The coding region runs from base 109 to 1749 and encodes 546 amino acids. The record is from RefSeq and is a predicted model, not a curated record. NCBI's taxonomy places the organism in Eukaryota, Metazoa, Cnidaria, Anthozoa, Malacalcyonacea, Xeniidae. Gene Ontology annotation, molecular function: protein binding.